Messenger RNA from Glossina fuscipes, 1980 nucleotides. Its product is annotated as maltase A3-like. The record is from RefSeq and is a predicted model, not a curated record. The coding region runs from base 106 to 1977 and encodes 623 amino acids. Lineage: Eukaryota; Metazoa; Arthropoda; Insecta; Diptera; Glossinidae. The transcript is spliced from 6 exons. Gene Ontology annotation, biological process: carbohydrate metabolic process.
GGUGAAGAGGUCGCGCGCUUUAACUUGUUUUUGAGAAAUUUUCUUUGUUUCAUAUAUUUUUUGUUUUUUUUUUUUUUCUUUUCAUUUUAUCAAUAAUUACGCGAAAUGCUUUUGUUUUAUGGUUUGAUAUUGUCAUGCGGUUUGGCGUCAAUGGUGUCAGCUGGCGUCUUUCCGAAUUAUCACGGUCAGUUUGACUUCAUUACUUGGGAUAAGGAGAAGAGUUUGCACGACUAUGAAAGCACAAAGAAAUGGUGGGAAAUUGCUGCAUUUUAUCAAAUUUAUCCAAGGUCAUUUAAGGACAGCAACGGAGACGGUGUGGGAGAUCUAAAAGGUAUAACCGAGCAAUUGCCAUAUUUAAAAGAAAUUGGCAUCAAUGCUACUUGGUUAUCGCCAAUUUUUCCCUCACCCAUGGCUGAUUUUGGUUAUGACAUAUCUAAUUUUACCGAUAUUGAUCCCUUGUUUGGCACUAUGCAAGAUUUUGAAGACAUGGUAGCCAAAGCUAAUGAACUGAAUAUUAAGAUUAUAUUGGAUUUUGUACCGAAUCAUUCAAGCGAUGAAUGCGAAUGGUUUCAGAAAUCUAUCGCUAAAGAUCCAUACUAUAAAGACAUGUAUGUUUGGCAUCCAGGGAAAAUUAUCGAUGGUAAACGACAGCCGCCCACUAAUUGGCGUAGCGUUUUCCGCGGAUCGGCAUGGCAAUGGCAUGAAAAACGUGAAGAGUACUAUUUGCAUCAAUUCGGUAAAAAGCAACCGGAUUUAAAUUAUCGUUUACCGCAAGUUAAAGAAAUGAUGAAGGAAGUGAUGCGCUUUUGGUUAAGGAAAGGUGUGGCUGGAUUUCGCAUUGACUCAGUCGCCCAUGUUUACGAAGUCGCUCCUAAUUCUUUAGGCGAUUGGCCAGACGAACCGCGCAAUAUGGCUGUUAACGAUCCCGACGAUUGGUCUUAUCUUCAGCACACAUAUACCGUCGAUCAGCCGGAAUCAACGCAAUUACUUUAUGAAUGGCGGAAAGUGUUGGAUGAUUUCCAGCAGCAGCAUGGUGGUGAUGAACGUAUUAUUAUGGCAGAAACAUAUUCACCGAUCGAAGUGAUAAUGAAAUAUUAUGGUAAUGAUACUGUUAACGGUGUCCAGAUACCGUUUAACUUUCUUUUAAUCACUUGGUUGACAAAUGCUUCAUCGGCUUAUGAUUAUGCCAAAGCAAUACAUACUUGGCUCGACAACAUGCCAAAUGGAAGGACAGCAAAUUGGGUGCUGGGCAAUCAUGACCAACAUCGUUUAGCUUCUCGUUUGGGCGAGGAUCGUGUGGAUAUGAUGAAUAUAUUGUUGUUAAAUUUACCCGGUUGCAGUGUUACUUAUAUGGGAGAAGAGAUCGGUAUGUCUAAUGUCUGGAUUUCCUGGAAUGACACUGUAGAUCCGUCAGCCUGCAAUUCCAAUCCUAAUAUUUAUGAAAAAUUGUCGCGAGAUCCUGAACGUACACCAUUUCAGUGGAGUGACGAAUAUCAAGCCGGUUUUACGACAGCCAAAAAAACUUGGUUACCGGUAGCUCUAGAUUAUGCAAAAGUUAACGUCAAAGAAGAACGUAAAGUGAAAAUGAGCCAUUUAGAUAUUUACAAGCAAUUACAGGAGUUGCGAAAACAACCUACUUUGCGCCACGGUUUGGCCGAGAUCGCAGCAAUCAAUAACAACGUGUUGGCUGUAAAGCGUUACCUUUUGAAAGAUUAUACUUACGUGACUUUAAUGAAUAUCAAUGAUAACCGAGAAACAAUAAACUUACGCGAAGUCUUUAGUGACCUCCCCGAAGAAAUGAUAUACAUUUUAGUUACUAAACAGUCCGAAAACAAAAUAGGAACGCGCGUACGUAUUUCCAGCGUACAAUUGAAUCCCAAAGAAGCAGUGGUACUAAAGUCUUUGACUCAACUUGCCACCACGGCUGGUUAUUUCGUUUAUUAUAUACAUGAAUCACCAAAAAAUAAAAUCGUUUAAGUA